Messenger RNA from Centruroides sculpturatus (bark scorpion), 1128 nucleotides. RefSeq lists its product as uncharacterized. NCBI's taxonomy places the organism in Eukaryota, Metazoa, Arthropoda, Arachnida, Scorpiones, Buthidae. Bases 1 to 1128 code for a protein of 375 amino acids. Gene Ontology annotation, molecular function: nucleic acid binding; RNA-DNA hybrid ribonuclease activity. Gene Ontology annotation, biological process: DNA replication, removal of RNA primer. The record is from RefSeq and is a predicted model, not a curated record. The transcript has a single exon.
AUGGUUCCGAUACACAUAAACAUUAGGAGUGUUGUCCGUCUUUGGAACCUUCUCAACAAGGCUCCAAUAAACAACGAGACAGACCAUAGCUGUGACAUCAAUGUGAGUGAUGAGAACUGCCUGGAGGAACCUGAGAUGAAAGCUCAAAUUGUCAAACACGGGAUUGAUAGGAGCACUAAUAGAUGGGACACCCUCCACCACCCAGCAGAACACAGCAGUAUCAAAAUAGAAUUGAGAGACAACACGGAUCACCCGGCUUACGACUGGCACAUUUACACCGACGGGGCCAGCAAUGGAGAUGGCACAGGGGCAGCUCUGGUUAUCUAUCACAACCACGAUAAGGUGGUUGUACACGAGGAAUAUUACAAGCUAGGUGAGCUCUGUACUAAUAACCAGGUGGAGCUCUGGGGUCUGGAUAGAGCCCUCAACUACGUCAUCAAGAACAUUAAAUGCAUGAAAGGAUCUAUUAAAUUCAUAACCGAUAGCAGGUACGCUCUUCGAAGCGUCAAUGACAGAAAGCAUCAAACCGAUACUGGGACAAACAUCCAGCAGAUGGCAAGGCACCUCAGUAAAAUGAGACUGGUCAGCUUUGGUUGGGUCCCUGGCCAUGCCGGGAUUCAAGGUAACGAAACAGCCGACGCCCUCGCAAAGAGAGCAGCUAAAAGUAACAUAAAUAUAUCAUUCAGCAGGCUCCCCCUAAAUUACAUCCAUAAGCAACUAAACUCCAUUAUCAUAAAAGAAUGGACCAAUUCCUCCACAGGAAGAACAACGUUCAACUUCCUCCCAUCCAUCAAAGCCCGUCAGGGUAUGAACUACCUCUCUCCCUCUUACCACCUUACCCAGGUGCUUACUGGCCACGGGAACAUCCCUAGCUAUUUACACCGCAUUAAAAAGAGGAACGACGAUCACUGCGACUGCGACGGGUCCACUACAGGUGACAUCAGUCACAUUCUUACCGACUGCCCGAAUCAUGACACACCAAGGAAUGCACUCAUAAACUACUGUAUAACUAACGGUACAACCUGGCCUCCGCCAUGGGAGUUCUUCUGUGCAACCAAAGAGGCAUACAGCCAACUCGACAAAUUUGCGAAGGACUGCGGCAUCUUUGCCGUCAACUCAGCAACCUGA